UUAGUUCUUGUAAGGUAUGGGGACGAUGCUUGAAGACUUUUUCUUUCAGAUACCCCCACAAGAAAAAGUCACAAAUGCUCAAAUCGGGCGAUCUUGCUGGCCACCCCAAAUCACCCCUCAGAGAGACGAGUCGAGUAGGGAACAUUUGCCUCAGUUUCGCCAUAGAAAUGCGGGCUGUAUGCGCUGUUGCUCCAUCUUGUUGAAACCAAAUCUCCCCCAGAUUUGUCUGUUCACUCAACUCCUGCAAUUUAGGCUCAAAAAAGUUUUCCAGCAUGAAAACAUAACGUUGAGCUGUAACUGUAACAGUAUGGCCAUUUUCCUCAAAAAAAUAAGUUCUGGGUCUUCCAACUGCAUGAGUUCUUACUGUGGAUCCGGUUUCUUCCAAUGAAGAAACUCAACGUUUGAUUGUUUUUCCAUCAGGUACGGAAACAUGGCGCGGAAUAUGGAAUCGCAAGCGCAUUGCUCUCUGCGUCGCAAUGACUGAACGGCCAUUUUCCAAAAAAGAGCGCACAGCGAAUCCACGAUGUUCUCCAGUCCAAAUCAUGAUGUUAACUGAAAACGGUUGAGAACAACCUUCCUAAUGAGACCCUGCCCAACAACCUACUCACGCCAU
Messenger RNA from Dinoponera quadriceps, 613 nucleotides. RefSeq lists its product as uncharacterized. The record is from RefSeq and is a predicted model, not a curated record. The transcript is spliced from 2 exons. The coding region runs from base 17 to 388 and encodes 123 amino acids. NCBI's taxonomy places the organism in Eukaryota, Metazoa, Arthropoda, Insecta, Hymenoptera, Formicidae.